GCGCGAAGCGCGCAUGCGUUAACAUAGGUUUCCGUUUAUCAAGUUGCUACUCGAAAAUCAAAAUAAACUGUAAAUUAUUGUUUCAUAUGAAAUUGAAAGCAUAUGGAAUUGUAAGACAAUAUAUGUACAUGUAGAAUGGGGACCUUGGUGGAGUCAGAUAUAGAUCAGUUUAUCAGAGGACAUAAAACUAAACUUCAAGAAGAAAAAGUACACCUUAACCAGUACACAGACCAGUCUAGGUAUCCUGGAGGUCAAGAUUUGACCUCACCAUCAGGGCGUAAACAAUGGGAUAGGAAUAAUGCACAGGGUGCAAGACCUGCUGAAGAGAGAAGAGCACCUGUUGAGCCAGAAGAGACUGGGUUACUACCUCAAAACAAUGACAUUGAGAGGAGAAAACAUCAGUUACAGUCUGAGCGGCAACAAGAAUACAAUGAAUAUAUUGCAAAGAGAGGCCCAGGUGGUAGGAGACGGCCCAGAACACCAGCCGAGCAAGGGCUCCCUCUGGGCACUUAUGAAAACCGUCGUAAAGAUUUAGCAGCAGAAAGACAGAAAGAGAUGCAGCAAGCUCUGGAGUUGAAGAAUGCAGGAAAAACGAGGAAAGGCAAUGUUUUUGAUUACCAUGAAGUAGAAAAAGCUCACAUGGCUGAAAAAAGGAUAGAAUAUAAUGAAUAUUUGGAUAAGAAAAAGCAGCAGUCCAAACGACAUAUAGUGACCCCUGAACAGGGCAUGUUUGUAGGCCCUGACCAACGGGAUAGGGACCAACAGAUUAGGGAGAAAAACCGUAAAAACCGGCUUGCACUUGAAGAGGUAUAUGCAGUAAAGUAAAAGGAUAAUGAUAGAAUAGAUUUGUUUUUUAAGGCAA
Messenger RNA from Ruditapes philippinarum (Manila clam), 862 nucleotides. RefSeq lists its product as uncharacterized. The record is from RefSeq and is a predicted model, not a curated record. Bases 136 to 825 code for a protein of 229 amino acids. Lineage: Eukaryota; Metazoa; Mollusca; Bivalvia; Venerida; Veneridae. The transcript has 7 exons.